AUGGAUCUACUUCUACGAGAGGAGGCUGGGAGAGCCCAGGACAUUGCCGAAAUUCUCAGCACGAUCCGGAGCAGCGAUCAAGAUCAUGAGCAGGACAUCACCUUGGCCAUCACGGGAUUGAACGGCUUGAGCUGGGCACUGCGGGAACUCAAUAACCAGAUCGACGCGGUGAGCGGCAAGGUCACCUCGACCUUUGCAGGCGACUUGAAACUCCUCCAGCACAGUGUCGCCUUCACCCUUCAAGACGUAUGGACCAUCCUAGGCAAGUUGCCUCGCGUCCCGGUCGCGGCAGACUACCAAGAUGCCUGGAAAGAAGUCGCCCGAUAUUGCAUGAACAUGGGAAAGCAGACCCUUCACACCCGACUAGAAACAUAUAAACUCUUCACCUACUCGCUAUGCAAGGUUCUCUCAAGGCAAUCCUUCAAUCGACGACACCUCGAGGAUCUGCGACUCGAGAUUUUUGACCUACAAACCCUACAACGCGAAGACAGACGAUUAAUUCAAGCUUCCGAGACCUUUCCUACUCUUUCUGUGGUACCAGUCCACCAAGGUCACUCAGUCCCUUUCGCUAAGCCUCAACGACCCAUGUCGCCGGCAACCUCCCAGGACAGUUAUGAGACAUUCCAACCCCAAGCGGCUCCCAGUCCGCCACCUCUGUCCCCAGUUUCUCCUGCUUCACCCGUCACCACCUUUUCCACUCUCAGUCAAACCUCGAGUGUCGACUCGGAAACCAAUCACUGGGCGACCAAGAUAUUCAAUAAUCUGCCCAGUACUCCUCUGGAUGUGGACCCAAACCCAUCUUGCUGUUUCGGUGAUGUGGAUGCACGCUACCGUAGGCGACCGGAUCCAGAAUAUGAAAGGAUCCUCCAACUAAAAUUCCCGGGCGGACUGAGAACGAAAUUCUAUUGGCGUGCUCGCGAUUACCGCGUCAAACUCGUCUGCGAGUGGCAUGACAAUCGAAAGAACCUUCGAAUGUCUUGCUUUCCUUUGAGUGAAUUACACAUACGUCGCUCUGGGUCAUUGCUGUACCUUUGUUGUCCGACAGUUCGAGGUGCUAGCACUUGUUGGACAAGCCUCAACUUCACUUCGUACGAAUGGCUCGUCAUCUUCCAUUGUACCUUUCUGUCGCUUCGUUCACAUGACAGCACCUCGCAAUUCCGCAACAUCGACCAUGAUCUUGAUGGCGAGAUUCUCCAUUUUGCCGGGGCCAUCCGUGACGGUGGUUACCGGCAUGUCCUACGAUUGUACCGUGACAAGAGGACGGACGCCGUGCGGCUCGAAGCCGCUGUCCUCGACAAAGAAAUGAAAGACACACCCAUCUGGACAGCUUUUAUCACGCACAAAAUCACCUCGCCUAGUUGGUUUCGAUGGCCUAAAAAUAGCUCCACGAUUUAUCUUGCUGAACUUCAACGCCAUGUCUUCUCUUCCGAAUACUCACCCCACGUCCGCGCAAACGGCGAGCAUCUUCUUGACUUUGAAGUUUUCACAGAUGCCGAAGACUUUGUCAAGACGCUCAAAGAUUUGCGCGAGGACAUUCGCAGACCGAAACCGACCAAAAACGUACGAGUCCCGGUGACAUGA
Molecule: messenger RNA, 1581 nt
Organism: Fonsecaea pedrosoi CBS 271.37
Lineage: Eukaryota; Fungi; Ascomycota; Eurotiomycetes; Chaetothyriales; Herpotrichiellaceae
Exons: 9
Coding region: 1-1581 (526 amino acids)
Source: RefSeq, a predicted model, not a curated record